This is a messenger RNA of Pectinophora gossypiella (pink bollworm), 937 nucleotides long. It is a transcript of the gene CIAPIN1, whose product is annotated as anamorsin homolog. The coding region runs from base 121 to 867 and encodes 248 amino acids. Gene Ontology annotation, biological process: iron-sulfur cluster assembly. The record is from RefSeq and is a predicted model, not a curated record. The transcript is spliced from 5 exons. Lineage: Eukaryota; Metazoa; Arthropoda; Insecta; Lepidoptera; Gelechiidae. Gene Ontology annotation, molecular function: iron-sulfur cluster binding. Gene Ontology annotation, cellular component: cytoplasm.
UUUGACAUUCGUCAUUUUCCUUGUGAUUAUUGGGGAAGUGAAUCGUGUUUUUGAUAAACUAUACUUUAAAUUGCUCUACAUAUUCAUAUUAAAACAAGAAGUACAUUAUCACCUUUCACAAUGAACCACAUUAAGAGCGGCAACAAUGUUCUCAUUGUUUGGAAGAACAGUGAACAGAGUGAUAUUAGCAAUUUAGUGAAUGAACUUCAAAGUGUAAACGCUUCUUUUGUUCUGGAAAACUCUGAAAUGAUCACUGAAUCUUCUAGACCCAGCUCAACGUUCGAUGUUAUCCUCUCAAACUGGUUGGCACCACACUCAGUGCAACAUAACGACAGUCUCCUAGCAAUAUUUGUUAAACUACUUAAACCCAGUGGGAAAUUAGUACUGAAGGAUGGAAAAGAUUUGAUAAGUGCACUCAAAUUAAAUGGCUUCGUAAAUGUCGUAAAAGAUGCAGGCAAUGUUUACAUAGCAGAGAAACCUAAGUUUGAGGUUGGUUCCAAAGCAUCACUAAAGCUGGGUAGCAAGCCAGCGGUGUGGAAACUGGAUGACACAGUAGAAGCAGCGUGGACAGGGAACAAUGAUGAUGAAUCCAUAGAUGCUGACCAACUACUAGACGAAGAUGAUCUGAAGAAGCCUGACAAAGAAUCUCUUAGAGUAUGUGCAACGACGGGAAAACGAAAGGCUUGCGCUGACUGUUCGUGUGGCUUGGCUGAAGAGUUGAGAGGAGAAGUUAAAGAGGCUCCCAAAUCCUCAUGUGGAAGUUGCUACCUCGGCGACGCGUUCCGCUGCGCGUCGUGCCCGUACCGCGGUAUGCCAGCCUUCAAGCCUGGUGAGAAGGUGAUGCUCGACCUCAACAACGAUAUAUAACGCAUCCACUGUCGAGUGUCGACCCUUUAGUAUUCCAUGUUGUGAUCGCUAUAAUAAAUCUUUGUAAGUA